AUCUCCGUUAUUUUUGUUGACAAAAUUUUCGGGUAAACCCGAACGCCCACCCGUCGCCAAGCCCCCGUCCGCCGUCGCCGACCCGCAGUCUCCCUCCCCUCCGCCCUCCCAUCCACCCGAAACCACCCCGCACUGCCGCCGCCGCCAACCCCCUCCUCCUCUCCUGUCACCCCCCGGCUUGCCUGUGUCGCCAAUACCCAGCGGCGCCAAUCGACCCAAAGCGAGGGCCAAGGAGGCGACGACGCCCGCGCCCCUAAAACCCUAGAGGGUUUCCCGUGGCGAUUGAGCCAAGAACCGGCGAGUUCGCGCGCCUGGGCCGGGCUUUUCCCGGCCAGGACUGACAUGUCGUCGGACAUCAGGAAAUGGUUCAUGAAGCCGCACGACAAGAAUGCCGGUGCGGCCAAGCCCUCUGCCGCCGGCGCCGCGCCGCCGGCGGCCAAGAAGCCCGUGCUCAGCAUCCCCGAGAAGGCUGCGACAUCUUCGGUGUCUGGCAAUCAAGAUGCUUCAGCUAGAAGGAAGACAAGCAAGUACUUUGCACCCAAAACAGAAAAAGAUGCAGAUGUUGCUGAGAAGAGUUCUUCUAAAAGAAAACUUCAGAAAAGCAGCGAGGACCUUGAGGAUGACAUCAAGCCUUUCGCAGCAAACAAGGCCCUUAAGGAUGAAGAAGACGACGACGACGACUUUGUGGCGCCUUCGAAAAAGAAAACUCCAGUGAAGCCACCACCAUUAAAGAAGUUGAAGGCUGCAUCUAAUGAUGAUGACCAGGACGAAAGGAUGGAUGAAGAUGCCGAGACCCCUUCCAAAGCAGCUGGAAGGGGAAGGGGAAGGGGAGGAAGAGGAGCAGGAGCAGCCCAUGGAAAGACUACGAGUCAUGAUGAUGGUGGUGGGGAGGACAGGAUGGAUGAAGAUGCUAAGACCCCUUCCAAAGCAGCUGGAAGGGGAAGAGGAAGGGGAAGGGGAAGGGUUGGAAGAGGAGGAGGAAUGGCUCAUGGGAAGACUACUAGUGGUCUUGAUGAUGAUGGUGAGGAGGAUAGGAUGGAUGAAGAUGACAAGACCCCUUCCAAAGCAGCUGCAAGGGGAAGAGGAGGCAGAGGAGCAGGAGCUACUCCUGGGGGAAGAGGUAGAGGAGGGGGUGGGAGAGGUUUCAUGAAUUUUGGUGAAAGGAAGGAUCCCCCUCACAAAGGGGAGAAGGAAGUCCCAGAGGGUGCCCCUGACUGUUUAGCUGGUCUGACAUUUGUCAUAAGUGGUACCCUUGACAGUCUUGAACGGGAGGAAGCAGGUGAUCUAAUAAAGCGUUACGGGGGACGUGUUACCGGUUCAAUUAGUAAAAAGACGAGUUACCUAUUGGCUGAUGAAGAUAUUGGGGGAGUGAAAUCUAAUAAAGCAAAAGAUCUGGGAGUCCCGUUCUUGACUGAAGAUGGUUUAUUUGAUAUGAUCCGGAAAUCAAAGCCUGCAAAGGCUCCUGUAAACAAACAUGAAGGUAACAGCAAUUCAGAAAAGCUACUGAAGUCACAGACGAAGAGCUCUCCAGUUAAAGCUGAAAGAAGAGCUGUCGAUCAAGUCGGUACCAUGGGCAAGAGUACUCCCUCAAAGAGUAAUAAAGAAAGCAACUCCACCAACAACCAAAAGGUCAAGGUUGUUGACCGCGGUUCUUUGCAAUGGACAGAGAAAUAUCGGCCAAAAGUUCCAAACGACAUAGUUGGCAACCAAUCAAUGGUUAAACAAAUUCAUGAUUGGUUGAAAAGUUGGGAGGAUCAAUUCCUUCAUUCUGGCCAAAAGGGCAAAGGAAAGAAGCAGGCUGAUGGUGGAGCUAAAAAAGCUGUAUUGCUGAGUGGACCUCCAGGUAUUGGUAAGACUACAACUGCAAAAGUUGUUAGUCAGAUGCUUGGAUUGCAGGCCAUUGAGGUUAAUGCAAGUGAUAGCCGUGGUAAAGCAGACUCCAAGAUCGAGAAAGGUGUUGGGGGGAGCACAUCAAAUUCUAUCAAAGAGCUUAUCAGCAAUGCUACUCUGAAUUAUAGUGACAACCGGACAAAGAAGCCUAAGGCUGUACUCAUCAUGGACGAAGUUGACGGUAUGUCUGCUGGUGAUAGAGGUGGAGUUGCUGAUCUUAUUGCCAGCAUCAAGAUAUCGAAGAUUCCUAUAGUUUGCAUUUGUAAUGAUCGUUAUAGCCAGAAGCUGAAGAGCCUUGUAAAUUACUGUUUGCUACUCAACUUCAGGAAACCAACAAAGCAGCAGAUGGGCAAGAGGUUGAUGGAGAUUGCCAGAAAAGAAGGCAUUCAAGCUCAAGAGAAUGCAAUGGAAGAGCUUGCAGAAAGAGUACAUGGGGAUAUUCGCAUGGCACUCAACCAUUUGCAAUAUAUGAGUCUCUCUCAGUCUGUGGUCAAAUAUGAUGAUAUAAGGUUGCGUCUUAAUAGUAGCUCAAAAGAUGAAGAUAUCUCUCCCUUCACGGCUGUGGACAAGCUAUUUGGUUUCAAUGGUGGGAGACUAAGGAUGGAUGAGAGAAUCGACUUGAGCAUGAGCGAUCCUGAUUUAGUUCCCCUUAUUAUCCAGGAAAAUUAUAUCAAUUAUCGGCCUAGUGCCGCUGGGAAGGAUGACAGUGGUGUUAAAAGAAUGAAUUAUCUUGCCCGUGCCGCUGAGUCUAUAGCGGACGGUGAUAUUGUUAAUGUGCAAAUAAGAAGAUAUCGACAGUGGCAGCUGUCCCAAGCUGCUUGUUUGGCUUCAUCAAUAGUACCUGCUGCUUUGAUGCAUGGAAAUAGAGAAGUCCUUGAAGCAGGUGAACGAAACUUUAAUAGGUUUGGUGGAUGGUUGGGCAAGUACUCAACUACUAACAAAAACAAAAGGCUACUGGAAGAUGUCCAUAGUCAUAUUCUUGCAUCACAGCAAGCUAAUUUGGAUAGGGAGGCGUUGAGGCUCGAUUAUCUCACUCUUCUCUUGAGACAGUUGACUGACCCACUGAAGACAAUGCCUAAGGAGGAGGCUGUCCAAAAGGUGGUGGAGUUUAUGGAUACCUACUCUUUAAGCCAGGAAGACUUUGACACGCUUGUUGAAUUAUCUAAAUUUAAGGGCCAUCCAAAUCCUAUGGAUGGUAUUCAACCAGCUGUUAAAAGUGCCUUGACGAAGGCAUACAAACAAGGAAGUAGCUCUCGUGUUGUUCGAUCAGCAGAUCUAAUAAAUAUCCCUGGCAUGAAAAAAACUUUAAAGAAACGAGUGGCAGCAAUCCUGGAGCCAUUGGAUGAGAGUUUGCCUGAAGAAACUGGAGUAGCAUCUGCAGAAGGUGAUGAAGAGGAAUUGUCUGAUGCUGAAAAUGAUGAUGAACUUGUGCCUGGUGACUCGAAGCCAAAACUGGACCUGCAGAGUGAUAAUAAGAAAGGAAUUCAAGUGCAGCUCAACCUGAAGAGCAAUGGCAACGGGUCGAGCGCAAAGAAGGCGCCAGCAGCAAGAUCAAAAGCUCCUGGGUCUGCAGGGAAGGCUGUCGGAGGCUCAGGCGGGAAGCGGAAGAGGUAGCCUACCGCCGCCGCACAGUAAGUGUCUAAUGAUGACUGGCUGGAAGCAACAGACCCCAGAUAGUUGGUGGUCUCGUGUUUGGUUUCUCCUGUUACCCCAGUUGUUCCCAUUUGUAGGGAAAACCUGUUUGCUUGCACUUCAUUUGCUCUUGUGUUUCUCGCCGCUGCCGGAGGGGCUUGUUUAGCGUGUGAGCUUUUUCUCCUGACGCAAUCCGCUCUGAAUCUGAAACGGUUAGGUGUGUGUAUUUUUCAGAGAUGUAAACCUGAAACUAGAGAACAUCUGGAUGCCUGGUUCUGCCUGUUCCCACUGAAUGCUCGUCUAGCUUGCUGUAGAUAACAUGGUUGUAACACGCGAAAGGACGAACAUGCAAUCUGCUGUGAUCUUC
Molecule: messenger RNA, 3889 nt
Organism: Triticum aestivum (bread wheat)
Lineage: Eukaryota; Viridiplantae; Streptophyta; Magnoliopsida; Poales; Poaceae
Product: replication factor C subunit 1
Exons: 23
Coding region: 343-3504 (1053 amino acids)
Biological process (GO): DNA replication; DNA repair
Cellular component (GO): nucleus; DNA replication factor C complex
Molecular function (GO): ATP binding; DNA binding; DNA clamp loader activity
Source: RefSeq, a predicted model, not a curated record